CUUCCUGAAGACAUGGAGAACGCGCGCCCCAGUAUCGCGUACCCCGAGUGGUCUAAAGAUCACUCACGGCUCUUCAUCCGAUUGUAUGAGAAGCAUCCGUGCUUGUGGAAGCUAAAGAGCGAUGCUUAUAAGGACAGAGGUGCUAAGAGUCAAGCUUAUAAGGAUAUUAUUGAGAACAUGAAGCAUGUCGUGCCUGGAAUCAGCGUACCUAUUAUCAAGCGCAAGAUCAACACGCUGCGUGGACAGUUCAGACGGGAAGUUAGGCUCAUGCUUGCCUCCAGAGAGACCGCCAUGUUACCCGAGCAGAUGUACCAACCUAAGUUGUGGUGCUAUAAUCACCUGCUUUUUCUUGGUGAGGAUGAUGAUGAGUACAGAGAUCCUGCCAACCUUCUUCGCAUCAACUGCUACGAUGAAGAUGUUGAUCUCAAUUUCGAUACAAAGGACGGCAUUACAGAUCAGCUGGGACCGUCUUGGGCAGGUCUCGCGUCUUCUUAUCAUUCAAUCAACCAUCUCGACCUCCCUGCUGCCGUCAACUCAACGACCUCUUCGCCUAACCCAUCGGCUUCGACCUCAUCACCUUUGCAGCCGGCGAUGGAUUCAGGAACGGAUCCGGCCAUGGUAGAAAAUUCCAGGGAAAGUGCUUCCAAGAAGUUGCAUCGACGUGAAAAUUCUUCAGACAUUUCCAGGGAUUGCAAAUAUGAGGAAAAUCUUUUAAAUUUUAUUCCGAAUAAGUAUCCUGCGGAAGAUUCAUCCGAAAAUUUCCCUCGAAAUUAUCAUCGGGAAGAAAGUUCAUCCGAUAACAUUUUCAAGAAGCAAAGGGCGGAAAAUGCUUCAGACACUGUAAAGAUGGCCUUAUCAGCCUUAUCUGCGGUUAGCGGGUGCGGUCGCCCCAUAGACGAGUGUGAUGACUUCGGUAAGGUCGUUGGAAAUAAACUGAGGAGGAUGACUGAAGAACAAAGAGAAGUGACCGAGAAGAUUAUCAUGGAGGCUCUGUUCCUUGGUAGCCGAGGACUUUUGACUGCAGGGGCUCACGUUAUUCUCGACGAGGGAAAUGGUAACAAUGGAGAAACGUAUAGGCCGGCGUCGAGUGUAAACAACUUAUAUAAAUACUAAAUUUUCUUCAAUGUAAUUUUUUAAAGGACUGUAUAAUAUGGCUGAGCUUAUUCAUUGAUGAUCAUUGAUUCAAUAUGUAAACUCUUGUCAAAAUAGGAAAAAAAAUAAAAAUGAAAACUAUUUCUGAACUUUUAUCGGUUUCACAAAAUCGGAGUUUGUUAAUUUAUGAACUUUGAAUGCUCGGAAAUAUGACCGAAUGAUUCAAAAUAGGUCAGCAAUAAGCUAGAAAUUAUUUUUACUUUUAGCUAAAAUAGUAUUUUCAUUACGUGGUAUCAAGUUUCAUUGUCUUUACUAUAUCUUUAAUUAAUUUUUUUAAUUUGUUACAGAGUAAAUUAUAAUCAGUAUUUGUACACCAUUCCUGUGAAGGAAUGUACAAAUAUUUAUUCGUGCCAAACGUAUUAUUUUGAUGGACUAUGAGCUACUACC
Hyalella azteca is the source of this 1539-nucleotide messenger RNA. RefSeq lists its product as uncharacterized. The transcript is spliced from 2 exons. The record is from RefSeq and is a predicted model, not a curated record. Bases 13 to 1113 code for a protein of 366 amino acids. NCBI's taxonomy places the organism in Eukaryota, Metazoa, Arthropoda, Malacostraca, Amphipoda, Hyalellidae.